CGUCCGCUCUUUGGACUCAUAUGACGUCAUACUUUGGGCGUGGUCUCCACCGGAGCCGUUACCUGAUUGGUCGCUCAGAGCCGUCCAGGGUCAGACUCAGCUGGACGGUAUAAAACCGGCAGACAAGGAGGAGACGGCACUCGCUCAUACAACGCACCAAUCAUGAACCCCCUGGUUGUCCUCAGCGCCCUGGUGGCGGUGGCCUGCGCCGCGCCCGGCCACUACAACCUGGCGGCCACCUACGCGGCGGCGCCGGCGCUCACCUCAGCGGCCGCGCUGCCGCACGCCGUCACCUACAGCCACGUGAACGCGGCCGUGCCCGGCCCGGUGCCCGACAACGGCCUGUCGCCUGGCCUGGACGCGCUGGUCAAGAAGACGGCCAUCUCGGCGGCCGGCCGGCCGGUGACGCGCAUCCAGCCGCACAUCACGCGCACCGUGCCCGAGAUCACGCACAAGCAGGUGGACGUGGCCGUGCCCGUGCCGCGGCCCGUGGCCAGGAAGGUGCCCGUGCCGGUGGCCGCGCCGUACGCCGUCACGCCGGUGGUCGAGACCACCGAGGUGGUCCAGCCCGUGGUCCAGCCCGUGGUCCGGCACGCCGUCUCCACCUACUCCGCCCCCGCCUACGGCUACGGCUACGCCGCCCCCGCCUACGGCUACGCCGCCCCCGCCUACGGAUACGCCGCCCCCGCCCAUGUCGCCGUCAGCGAGUGGUAAACGCGACGGACUGCUGCUGCUGCCAUCUUGUGGUGAAAAUUUCGAACGUGCCUUUGAGUGAGAGAGACGUUCGAAUUGUCACCGGCGCUGAAAACCAGGAGUUCUAUGUUCAUGAUUUCCCUUUUGGCCCCAUUCUGUGUUUGUCAGUCAGCUAUAUUUUUAUAUAAAUACAUGUGUAUCGCGAGAUAA
This is a messenger RNA of Amphibalanus amphitrite, 903 nucleotides long. Its product is annotated as cuticle protein 16.5-like. The transcript is spliced from 2 exons. The record is from RefSeq and is a predicted model, not a curated record. Bases 163 to 714 code for a protein of 183 amino acids. Lineage: Eukaryota; Metazoa; Arthropoda; Thecostraca; Balanomorpha; Balanidae.